GCUCCGAGGCCGAGGAGGAAAGACGGCGAGACGGCCGAGGCUGCGGCUAGAGAGGUUGGAGUCAGGUUAUUUUAAGAAGUUAUUCCUUCAUCCAAGAAAUAGCACUUCAAGCCAACAAAACCUGAUUGGCAGUUUACUGACCAUUUAGAGAUAAAACAGUCUUUAUCUUCAGGAGGUUGAUGGUUUAAUAGAACAGUCAAAAGCAAACAAAUAAUUUCAGUGUAUGGGUUAGCCCCAUACAGUAAUAGGAGAAUGUACAAAAUAUAGUAGAGGGAACAAAUUUUGGGAGAUAGUCCGAGAAAGUGGUAGUAUAGUAAAAUUCAUAAGCUGUAAAAGAGCUAGAUUAUAUUAGGAGGAGGAAGUACAAAACUACAAAAGGGAGGUUUAGGGAAGUAUGAGUAAUUUGGUAUAACUAGGUUAUGAAUCCGUAAGAGUGGUGGUAGGAGAUAAGUAAGACUAGAGAGAGAUUUAGCCUUUGAAUGCUGUCCUUAGGAGCUUUGCCUUUAUUGUAUAGAUUGAAGAACCAAAAUGGGCUUCACAUAUGGGAGGCCCAUUGUGCCUUUUUAGCAUAUCUCUCAGAGGUUUAAAUUUGAGGGGUGUUACUGAAGCAUGAUAGAACAGUAGUUCAGGUGAGAGGUGAUACAUGUCUAAACUAGGACACUAGCAAUGGCAAGAGAGUAGAGGAUAGAUUCCAGAGGUGUUAAGGAUAAAAGUUGGCAGAAUUUGGUUGGAGAGAUGAGAAAUGAGAUGAGAGAUGAGAAAAGGAUUUUCUGUUUUUCUUUAUCUGCAUUCCUUGAUUAAAGCAUGGAAGCUGAGAUGUCACUUUGUAAGAUGUGUGCAGACAUGGGGGUUUGUGGAGAAUGUUUAGAUGAGAGACAGAUGUGAAAGACAAGUAUUCUAUUAAGAAAGAAGUUAAAAUGGUUGGGUUCCAGAUUGGGCAGGAAAAGAAAUGAAACUGUCAACUGCCUAAGAAAAGAAGGCUGUCAAGAAACUAGAGGUCCUUGUGAAAUUAAAGAGUUGUGGGAAUGAGUAAGUUAGCUGGAGGGACCAGAGUUUGUAAUCUAAGACGAAGAUUACAAUUUUAGAGAGGUAGCACUGUAGGUGGCUUAUAGUUCCGCAUGUAUCAUCAUAUUUUUUUGCUGGAUGGACAGGGAGGUGAAAUUCACUGAAUUUAGGAUAAUAGGAAUUAAAAACGGGAGUACAGUUUUUCUCAAAGUGGAUUCGAUGGGUUACCUGCAUCACUUUCACUUAAGCACAGCAUGAACCAGCAAUGGAAGACAAAAUACCUCACAGUGUUUGACUGCCUGUGAAGAUGAUUGUUUAUUUUUGUGACAGACAGCUGUGGGAUUUGUAAUAGAAAUGAUGGCUGGCUGUGGUGAAAUUGAUCACUCAAUAAACAUGCUUCCUACGAACAGGAAAGCGAAUGAGUCCUGUGCAAAUACUGCACCUUCUCUAACUGUCCCUGAAUGUGCCAUUUGUCUGCAAACAUGUGUUCACCCAGUCAGUCUGCCUUGUAAGCAUGUUUUCUGCUAUCUGUGUGUAAAGGGAGCUUCAUGGCUUGGAAAGCGAUGUGCCCUCUGUCGACAAGAAAUCCCUGAAGAUUUCCUUGACAAGCCAACCUUAUUGUCACCAGAAGAACUCAAGGCCGCGAGUAGAGGAAAUGGUGAAUAUGCAUGGUAUUACGAAGGAAGAAAUGGGUGGUGGCAGUAUGAUGAGCGCACUAGUAGAGAACUGGAAGAUGCUUUUUCUAAAGGUAAAAAGAGCACUGAAAUGUUAAUUGCUGGGUUUCUGUAUGUUGCUGAUCUUGAAAAUAUGGUUCAGUACAGGAGAAAUGAACAUGGACGUCGCAGGAAGAUUAAGCGGGAUAUAAUAGAUAUACCAAAGAAGGGAGUAGCUGGACUUAGGCUGGACUGUGACGCUAAUACCGUAAACCUAGCGCGAGAGAGCUCUGCCGAUGGAGCGGACAGCGUAUCAGCACAGAGUGGAGCUUCUUCCAUUCAGCCUCUAGUGUCUUCUGUAAGGCCCCUGACAUCAGUAGAUGGUCAGUUAACAAGCCCUGCAACUCCAUCCCCUGAUGCAAGCACUUCUCUGGAAGACUCUUUUGCUCAUUUGCAGCUCAGCGGAGACAGCAUAGCUGAAAGGAGUCACAGGGGGGAAGGAGAAGAAGAUCGUGAAUCACCAUCCUCAGGCAGGGUACCGGCACCAGACACCUCCAUUGAAGAAACCGAAUCAGAUGCCAGUAGUGAUAGUGAGGAUGUAUCUGCGCUUGUUGCACAACACUCCUUGACCCAACAGAGACUUUUGGUUCCUAAUGCAAACCAGACAGUAUCUGAUCGAUCAGAUCGAUCAGGAACUGAUCUAUCAGUAGCAGGGGGUGGAACAGUGAAUGCUGGUGUCAGAUCUAGAAGGCCUGAUGGACAGUGCACAGUAACUGAAGUUUAAAUAAAAGUCUUCCGCUCCAUGCUCAAAGUUAAAAUGGUUAUCUGUAAAUUUCUGCCCACAUAACAUUAUACUCAUCCCUGGUAGUGCAUUUUUGGGAGUUGGGGUGGGAAAGGGUAUGGGGAGGACAGACUUGUAAUUAAAAUGUCUAACAUGUCUGUUGAGGAAUUUAUUUAAUAUAAGGAACUUGGCGUUAAUAGUUGAGAGCGGUUUAGUAAUAACCCAGUUUUCUUGAGGUCUGUUUAUUUUAUAUAUUUUUUAAAUUUCUUCAGUUCUUUUGGCCAAUGUGUGUGUAUUAUCUGUGCAUUAACAGUCCUCAUCUGACUCUUGCGUUGUGUCUUAUUUUUCUGCAUGGAUUGAUGUAAAACCAUUACUCAAAUUUGGCAUCUAUGAGAUGUUGGUAUUGGUAUGAACAGGAAGCUUAAUUAAUGUGAGAAUAAAUGUGAAUCUGGGAUUUUAAAAUAGAU
This is a messenger RNA of Lutra lutra (Eurasian river otter), 2906 nucleotides long. RefSeq names its product ring finger protein 146 (gene RNF146). Gene Ontology annotation, biological process: ubiquitin-dependent protein catabolic process; Wnt signaling pathway. Gene Ontology annotation, molecular function: poly-ADP-D-ribose binding; ubiquitin protein ligase activity; zinc ion binding. The transcript is spliced from 4 exons. Gene Ontology annotation, cellular component: cytoplasm; nucleus. The record is from RefSeq and is a predicted model, not a curated record. NCBI's taxonomy places the organism in Eukaryota, Metazoa, Chordata, Mammalia, Carnivora, Mustelidae. The coding region runs from base 1360 to 2442 and encodes 360 amino acids.